Messenger RNA from Aptenodytes forsteri (emperor penguin), 837 nucleotides. It is a transcript of the gene CCN5, whose product is annotated as WNT1 inducible signaling pathway protein 2. The record is from RefSeq and is a predicted model, not a curated record. Gene Ontology annotation, biological process: cell adhesion; signal transduction. The transcript is spliced from 5 exons. Gene Ontology annotation, cellular component: extracellular matrix; extracellular region. Bases 1 to 741 code for a protein of 246 amino acids. NCBI's taxonomy places the organism in Eukaryota, Metazoa, Chordata, Aves, Sphenisciformes, Spheniscidae. Gene Ontology annotation, molecular function: heparin binding; integrin binding.
AUGAGGCUCCAGCUGGAGAAGCAGCUCCUCUUCCUCUCCCUCCUCUGCAUCCUCUCCAAGGUGUGUGCCCAGCUGUGCCGGAGACCAUGCUACUGCCCCUGGGUGCCACCCCACUGUCCCCGUGGGUCCCCCCUGGUCCUGGAUGGCUGCGGCUGCUGUAAGAUCUGUGCCCGGCGCCUGGGCGAGCCCUGCGACUUCCUCCACAUCUGCGACCAGAGCCAGGGCCUCAUCUGCGACUACAGCGCGGCGGGGACAGGAGCCACCUGCAACUUUGAAGAUGGCGAGGAGGGCUGCGAGGUGAACGGCCAAGUCUAUCGAGAUGGGGAGGUUUUCCAGCCCAGCUGCAAACUCCAGUGCCGCUGCCUGGAUGGGGGCUUCACCUGCGUCCCGCUCUGCCAGGAGGAUGUCCGGCUGCCCACCCCAGACUGCCCCUACCCACGGCGCGUGGAGGUCCCGGGGAAGUGCUGCCCAGAGUGGAUCUGUGAAGCCCGGGACCGGCACCUCCUCCGGGAUGCUGGGGCAGCCCCCAGGGCAGCAUCCCCACUGCUGCCAUACCCCUGCCAGGAGUGGGGCACGGAGUGGAGCGCCUGCUCGGCCACCUGUGGCAUGGGCUUUUCUACCCGCGUCUCCAACCAGAACCGGUACUGCAGGCUGGAGACUCAGAGGCGGCUCUGCAUGGCCAGACCCUGCCCAGCUCUGUCGGCAGCAUCCCCGGUGAGGGGAAGAGGAGGUCGUUUGUAGCCAUGCCCACCUGGUCGCAUUGCGGAGCAAACGCUUCGUCCCGGCAAAGAGUCUGGCACAAGCCCACGGCACUGAGGUUUCGGUGGAGACAGAGGA